Messenger RNA from Raphanus sativus (radish), 1945 nucleotides. Its product is annotated as 60S ribosomal protein L27-3-like. Lineage: Eukaryota; Viridiplantae; Streptophyta; Magnoliopsida; Brassicales; Brassicaceae. Gene Ontology annotation, cellular component: cytosolic large ribosomal subunit; ribosome. The coding region runs from base 1453 to 1848 and encodes 131 amino acids. The record is from RefSeq and is a predicted model, not a curated record. Gene Ontology annotation, molecular function: structural constituent of ribosome. The transcript is spliced from 3 exons. Gene Ontology annotation, biological process: translation.
UAAAUAUUAUUCUCAAGAUAUUCCCUCAAAAUAUGAACACUGGAACCUAGAGAAUUGAUUGUCGUGGACCUAAGUAUUCACUCGUCCUCAUACUCAUUAGCUUCAUAAUUCUUAGCCGGAUAUUCAUAAUCUCUAUAAAACCAUGGAUAAUACCCGUCUUCUUUGAAUUAAAAUCACAACACUCUCUCAUAUUCAUAAUCUUUGUCUCCUCACUUAUCAUUGUGUCAGAAUGAAUCAAUCUUCGGUGGAAAAACCUUCACAGGGGUCGUACAUGAGUCCGCCGCCGAUUGGUUAUCCGACCAGAGAUGUGGCUGGUGCGGAUCCUGUGGUAGCCAAAGUGGAGACCAAGUCCAAAGGCGGGUGUUCUUGUUGUGGAGGAUAUUCUUGUGUACAAAUUCUUGAGAAGCUCUGCCUUUGUUACCAUAUUUUGGAUUGUUUUCAAAACCACUGUUGCUGCUGAUGAGAUCGGAGUUAACGGUUUCAUGCACUUAUUGGUGUAUAUAUAUAUAUAUAUAUAUAUAUAUAUAUAUAUAUAUAUAUAUAUUUAUAUUUGAUGAUUAUUGUGUUACUUAAUUUCAGCUUUAUGUGAAAUGUACUCUACGGAUGGUUCUCUUUGUUGUGUUUUACAUAAGUGAUCAUAUAUAUAAGUCAAUUUUGUUUGUGAAGAUGCUAUAUCCAACACAUGUCCUCUAAAUCUUCAUAACAAUGUAAAAUAUAACAAGUACGCUAAAAACUGUAACAUAAUAUACACUAGAUUGUGAUAAGCGCUAAGCGCAACAUUUACCUUCUCCGGAUAUAAUAAGAGUUACUAUCAGAUUUAUCAUCAAUAGAAUUUAAUUAUUUUAUAUUUAAUAUAUUUAAAAAGAUAAACAAAAUAUUGUCAAGUUAUAUUGUAUUAUUAAAAUAAAAUUAUAAAAUAAAUAAAAAUAAUAGUUGUUGCUAUUUUUUUAAAAAAUUAUUUUCGACAUUGUAUAAACCCUAAAACCUAAUAACUUUGGAUAAAUCAGCACCUUAAAUCAAAAAUAUUACACUAAAUUUAAAAACACUAAAUCAUUAAUCCUAACUAAAACUGAUUGGCUUAGCGAAAGAUCAGAUUCGAUCAAAGAUCUCUCUUUGUCUCUCUGUUCCUUCUGAAAGAUGUAUCACGGUUAAGAAAGAUGAACGAGAGAAAUUCCUCUCCCUAAAAGAGAUGAGAGAGAGUCGAUCAGGGUUUGCAUCUGUAAAUCACUCUAUUUUGAGGAGUGAAUUUUGUUAUAACUAAUCUUGUAAACAUAAACAGUUUUUUUUGUUGCGGAUUUUCUUUUGAAUUUCAGUUGGCCCAGCCCGUCUUAAAUGGGCCGAACUAUAAUCAUUUCCUUCAGGAAUAUUCAGGGUUUUCCUUAGCAGUUAGCACACUAUAUAAUCAAACCAAAAACUUAACCUCUAGCCGGAAGAGGUAGAAGAGACGAAGCCAUGGUUAAGUUUCUGAAGCAGAACAAAGCUGUGAUCCUCCUUCAAGGUCGUUAUGCCGGCAAGAAGGCAGUGAUCAUCCGUUCUUUCGACGACGGCAACCGCGAGCGUCCUUACGGACACUGCCUCGUCGCCGGACUCAAGAAGUAUCCGAGUAAAGUCAUCCGCAAGGACUCGGCGAAGAAAUCGAGAGUCAAAUGUUUCAUCAAGGUCGUUAACUACCAGCAUCUGAUGCCUACUCGUUACACGUUGGACGUGGAUCUGAAGGAGGUUGCGACUCUCGAGGCUCUGUCUUCGAAGGACAAGAAGGUGGCGGCUCUCAAGGAGGCUAAGGCUAAGCUCGAGGAGAGGUUCAAGACUGGAAAGAACAGGUGGUUCUUCACCAAGCUCAGGUUCUGAGAACUGAGUUUUUCUUUUAAUAUUUUGUAAUGGAAUUUACAUGUAGUUCUAGAAUGGAUGUGGAUCAUGUUUAAGACUUUUUGGUUUGAAAUAUUUU